This is a messenger RNA of Cladophialophora carrionii CBS 160.54, 819 nucleotides long. RefSeq lists its product as uncharacterized. Lineage: Eukaryota; Fungi; Ascomycota; Eurotiomycetes; Chaetothyriales; Herpotrichiellaceae. The record is from RefSeq and is a predicted model, not a curated record. The coding region runs from base 1 to 819 and encodes 272 amino acids. The transcript has 2 exons.
AUGCAAACGACCCCUGAAACGAUGGUUUCCUCCCUUCCUCCCGUACGGGGCAUUGACCCAAGUCGUAUUAGCCUGCACAUCAGACAGCAACCUAGAGCAGUCCGAGCAGGCCCAGAUGGGAAAGAUAGAAGGGCCAUCGAUCCACCACCUAUUCUCCAGCUCUUGAUCGCUGACUUCGAUCCCGAUUGUCCGGAGGAUGUGGCAGAGACCCAAUCUCCGUUCUGGGUCGUGCAUUGCAAGCUGGUGGGAGGCUACUCCCCCGGGACCGACGUGAGUACGCAGUCUCGCUACAACGAAAGUGGCAGGCGAGAAGUGCAGCGACUAUUGUUGGGGACGACCGUGGCAGGCCCGCACCAUACUCAGACUGAUCCAGACCCCCCAACGAUGCCAGCGCACCCGGUUACGAGACCGCCCAGUCCGACUGCCAGGUUUCUGCAGGGCUCUACAGCUAGUAAGAGACUGCCACACGAGAUUCCAGGUACAUUCUUCAUAUUCGCCGAUAUAUCCCUCCGCAAGGCUGGAGAAUACCGGCUGCUAUUCACGCUGAUGAAGAUGGGAAGUGACGCGCUGAAGCCCGGAUCUCGUCUCCCCUUCAUUGACGUGGUUGUAAGCGACAUGUUCCGAGCUGUUAACGCAAAGGAUUUUGACCAGGUGCAUCCUAGCACCCCUCUCGUGAGAGGUCUUCUUUCUUCAGGCGCAGGGUUCCCAUUGAAGCUGAAGAAAGGCACGAGAGAGGGCCGGAGGAGACGACAAUCGCAAGGAGGAUCUGGAGGAUCCGAAGAUGAUGAAUCAGGAGAUCAUGAUACAGUUUACUACUGA